Messenger RNA from Colletotrichum godetiae, 270 nucleotides. RefSeq lists its product as uncharacterized. The record is from RefSeq and is a predicted model, not a curated record. Lineage: Eukaryota; Fungi; Ascomycota; Sordariomycetes; Glomerellales; Glomerellaceae. The transcript has a single exon. Bases 1 to 270 code for a protein of 89 amino acids.
AUGUGUCGCCACUGCCUCGACAAGAAGCCUCGCGACGGCGCGAUCCGGGCUCUACGCCCCUCGUUCGGCUUCGUCGUGUAUGAUACUACGGAGACUGCUCGUCCCGCCCGCAGUGUUCGGCUUGCCCAUGCCUUAUUUGACCACACGCGCAUGAAUCGAGAUACGAUACGCUACGGAGUAGAUCGUAUCGAGGUCGUCACGCUGUCCCUACUGAAUUUCUUCUCUGUCGACCAGCGCGCUAAGGCCUGCAUGCUUCACUUAGAUUUCUAG